Molecule: messenger RNA, 904 nt
Organism: Bradysia coprophila
Lineage: Eukaryota; Metazoa; Arthropoda; Insecta; Diptera; Sciaridae
Product: RNA demethylase ALKBH7, mitochondrial
Biological process (GO): fatty acid metabolic process; DNA damage response
Cellular component (GO): mitochondrial matrix
Source: RefSeq, a predicted model, not a curated record
AAAGCGAACGAUGUUUUGAUUUUCUUUUCCUUUCAUUUUCUUGUGUUUACUCUUUGGACGGUUUUGAAAUCUAUCCAGCAACUAAUAGUCACAAUGACAGUGAUCCUUCGACAUUUAAUCAAGAAGAACUUACUAAAACCUUUUCUAGCUGCAAGAAGAGCUGCGUCGUCGGUUACCACCAGUCAACCAAAUGCCAAGACUCCACACUACAUUGAUUUCGUUGAUAACUGGCCAUCAAAUGAAAGGGAAACUAUUUUGAAUGAUUUUUUGGUUAUCACCGACUUUGUGUCGGAAGCGGAAGAAACAGCUAUAAUUGAGGAGAUUGACCCAUACAUGAAACGUUUGAAAUACGAAUUCGAUCAUUGGGAUGAUGCUAUCCAUGGCUUUCGGGAAACAGAGAGGAAGCAUUGGUAUCCGCAUAAUAGGAAAAUCAUUGAAAAAAUCAGUGAACUUGCUUUCAAAGGAGAAAUUAUGCCACACAUUCAUAUAUUAGACCUAGCGGAGAAUGGGGUCAUCAAGCCGCACGUUGAUAGCUCAAGAUACUGUGGCACAACCAUUGCUGGCCUAAGUCUACUGUCAGAUUCUGUUAUGCGGCUAGUUAGAACAGACGAAACGAAAUAUUUACAAACCAAAGACGGAAACAAUACUGACGAAUACAGAACACUGCCGAAAUCAAUGGAAAAUGCUUUCUACGCGGACAUUUUGCUUAAACGACGAUCAUUGUACAUUAUGCGUGACACGUCCCGAUAUAAUUUCACUCACGAAAUACUGGGCAAUGAGCAUGGGUUCUUCAAAGGAGAGAAGGUAACGAAGACGCGUAGAAUAUCUGUGAUAUGUAGAAAUAAUCCGUAGUCCGUAGAGACCGUUUAUUGUAAUAAAAUAUUAACGCAGUGUAUCAAAACAA